CGCGGAGGCGGGGGCCGGGCGCGGGGGGCGGAGGCCGGGCGCGGAGGCGGGGGCCGGGCCGGGCAGCAUGAUCGGCACUGUGCUGUGCUACGUUUUGCUGCCCGCCGCGCGGCUCUUGCGGGCCCUGCGAGAUGCUUUCUUUACCUGUCGAAAGAAUGUGCUUCUGGCGAAGAGCACGUCCACCCAGGUAGAGGGCAUCUUUGCUGCGACCAGAGGAAGGUCGGUCCCAGAAGAGCAAGAAGCCCUGCUCCAGCAGUGGCUGGAGGAAGGAGCAGGGAAUUUACCAGCCAGUGAGAGUGCUCCAGCAGUGGGGAGAGUAUCAGCUACACUCACUAGUGACUGGUUAGAAGGUUCAGAGCUAUUGAUGACUAGUCUUAGUGACCUGAAUUCAGCUCCAGAAGUCACGUGGUGUGCUGGUCAGCAGCUCACAGAGCUACACCCCUUGGCAUCUUCAGAACCACAAGAUCAUGCAGUGGCUGAACUGGCCAAAUUACCAGCAGAGGAAACAGUGGCUGUAGUAGGCAGUGCCCCUUGGGCAGCUGUAAUGCCACAGAUGGAUCACCAGAUAGUUGGCUGUGCCACUGUAGAUGUAGAAGGGCAGAAUGAAGACCCAGCUGUGUUGGCAUGGAGCUUAGGACGUGAUGCAGAGAUAGUGCCAGUGGAGCCCCCAGCCUGGACCAUUCAGGAUAUGGAACAAUUUCAACCUCUUCCAACAGAGGUACCCUACCAUGAGAUUUUAUGGAGAGACUGGGAGGAUCUUUCUGUCCAGCCGUAUGUGCUAGAGCAGGUCUCAAGAAACGUGCCCCUCUUUGAAUUUCGGGUGAUGUCUUACAACAUCCUGGCCCAGGACCUGGUGGAACAGGGUCUUGAUCUUUACCUACACUGCCAUCCAGACAUCCUGAACUGGAACUACCGCCUUCCAAACCUGUUGCAGGAAAUCCAGCACUGGGAUCCUGAUGUUCUGUGUCUCCAGGAGGUACAAGAGAAUCACUACUGGGAGCAGCUGGAACCAACGUUCAGGAUGAUGGGCUUUGCAUGCUUCUAUAAACGGAGAACUGGGAGGAAAACAGAUGGCUGUGCAGUAUGCUAUAAGCAUAGCAAGUUCCAGCUGAUCAAUGUCAGCCCGAUAGAAUAUUUCCAGCCUGGUCUGGACAUCCUCAAUCGGGAUAAUGUGGGCUUGGUGCUGCUACUACAGCCCCUGCUCCCAGAGGGCUUGGAUCUGAAGAUGGUCAGUCCUUUGUGUGUGGCCAACACUCAUGUAUUGUACAAUCCCCGCCGGGGAGAUGUCAAACUUGCACAGAUGGCCUUGCUCCUAGCAGAAAUCGACAAGAUUGCAAAAACUACUGAAGGCAGCUACUGCCCUGUCAUCUUGUGCGGUGACCUGAACUCUGUACCUGAUUCUCCACUGUACAAAUUCAUCCGGAAUGGUCAGCUUUCUUACCAUGGGAUGCCAGCCUGGAAGGUAUCUGGACAGGAAGACUUUUCCCAGCAGUUGCAUCCACGGAAGCUGCUGGCUCCACUGUGGCCAAGCUCGCUGGGUGUAACGGACAACUGCCAAUACGCCUCUCUGUGCCUGUCAAAGAAAUCGGACAGACGUAAGUACAGCCGGGACUUCCUGCUCCAGUUCCAUUUUUGCGAUGUUGCCUGUGAACGACCACCACAGUUGAUCCUCUUAGAAGGUGUGACAGAUGCUAAACCAGACCGUCCUGCACACUGGCCCAAGCAUGCUGCUGUGGUGAAUGACCCUGAUCCCCAGCCCUUCUUCCCAAGGUCUUCAGGUGUUAUUCAGCAUGGUCUCAACCUGACCUCAGUCUACAGCCACUUUCUGCCACAGAGAGGGCGCCCAGAGGUCACGACCAUGCCCAUGGGGCUUGGAGCCACCGUUGAUUAUAUCUUCUACUCAGCAGAGCCUGUGGAGAAUGGGAACAGAGCGGGUCGCAGGCUGUACCAGGAUGGAGCCCUGAAGCUGCUUGGCCGACUUUCCCUUCUCUCUGAAGAUGUCCUGUUGAUGGCAAAUGGCUUACCCAAUCCUUUUUGUUCAUCUGAUCAUCUCUGCCUGCUGGCUAGCUUUGGCUUGGAGAUCUCCAGCCUCAGAGAGGGUGCUGAGAUAGCAAGUGGGAGACAGACUGGACUAGAAGCUGGCUUGUACUACAGUAAAAGAUGCAUAUGCUCCAUUCAGUCUUUCCUUUUACACACAAAGGAGAUCUGACAUUGAGUCCUAGCAAUGUUACUUAGUUUGAGGCCUGACUCAAUGCAGCCUAAAACUGCUUUGCUCCCCCUGGAUGGAAAGCCAGCUACAGCAGCCCUAGGUUUAUUCAGUUAUGGGCUACUUUCAGCAGCUGCUCUCAAACUGGGAGUAAAUAAAUGCACUAGCUAUUCUAAAAGCUUUCUCACUUCUCCUUCCCUCCCUCCCCCCCCCCCCCAAAAAAAAAAAAAAAGGUGGGGUAGGAGACAGGAUGGCAGUCACUCCUUAGCAAAACAAAAACGUAAACCAGGAAAGCUGAUUCAACUGAGUUAGCAGGCCAUUAGAGACUUUGGUUGUCCAUAGCAGGUCAUAUACCUUUUCCUUUCACAGUCUUGCAGUUUGUACACUGAGAGAAUUCUUUAAGGUUUGGUUCUCCCCCCCCCCCCCCCCCCCCAAUUAAUAUCCUGUAUGCUUCUAGGCAUGUGAGGGCCUUAAAUUUUGCAGUCAUGGGCUUCUCAACAUAAUAGCUGACCAGUAGUUGCUUUUUAAAAUAUUAUUUUUAUUGAUUCACUGAGUUAUGGGGUUUUACAGCUUCUUUUCAGUCUCCUUUCCACAGCAGUUGGACCUUAACGCAAAGCCUUUGACUUAAAAGCCUAGAACUGCAGAAACUGUCAGUAGCAGGAUGAAAGUCUGAUCUAAGAGGGAACAGAAAGUCUUAUUUUUACAUCUCAGCUGUGGACAAGUCACUGCUUUACCUUUCUGACUCUUUGUCUAGCAAUCAACCUGACCCAUACUUCUAUAGGGGUUUUACAGGUUACCUGAUUUUUAAGAAAAUCAAAUCUGGGGCAGAGGGUAUUCUCAAACAAGCAUCUCUGUGUUCCUCCACUGAGAUGAAGUAGAGGUUUAUAGAAGUUAGAGCAUUUUAGUGUCUUUGCUAAUAUUAUCAAUCUUGAAGUAUUUAAUUAGAGGACAUGGAGCAAGAAAUCCUCUACUGUUGAUGAAGUCUAUUGUGAAUUUCUGGGCUUGAGCACAGACUUUACAGGAUUAUGUGGUUACUUUUUUCUUUUGUCUCUUAACACCACCUAUCAAGUGCUGUGCAAUUACUUUCCGCCCAAGGCAGAAGCUGUUCAUGUAAUUUAACUUAGCUAAGAGGGACUGUUGUAUGGACACCACUCUCUUUGGAGGAACUGGGUAGGGGGUGCUUAUUCCUUUCCUGUACACUUGCAUAAGCUCUAAGCUUGUUUGCCUACAUCCUGGCCCUGGUCCCAGCUAUUACUCAUUCCCCAAGAGAAGGGUAUGUUAUGCCUGAAAGACAAUAGCUUGAAUAAAGUUGGAUCCCCCUUGCUGGAGAAAUGCACUAAGUCUUGCAGCUGACUGUCCUCUAUUAACCCAGCAUCUGUCUUGAGAAGAAGACCUGGUGAGGUCAUGAGCCUGGAAGGCCACUAAACUGCUGCUUUUUUUUUUUUUUUUUAAAACAGAGCUUAAGUAGAAUAGUAUUUCAGGCCAGGAAAGGAGACUGGAUCAUAUGUUGAAGAUGGCGGAAAUAAGAGGCUUGUGUUAACCCUUGGAGUAUUGUGUCAAGAUUGAAAUUCCUAUCACUGUAUCCUGCAGACUUUGUUCCAUCCAGCCUGACUGCUGGCAGUUCAGAAGGAAAAGAUGCGUUUCAGCCUUUUUUAGACAGCUACAUGCAUACUUCUUACUCUCUGGCAGCUACUUCUACAUGUACAGAUGUACUCACCUGCUCAGAUGAUUGAAGGAGAAAAAAAUUUCUUCCAUGUCCUCUUUCCGUAAUGCUGUGAGUGAAGGGCAUCUAUACUUAAUCUAUCUGAUACCAUCACUCAAGAGUAUACCUUUGACUCCUCAACUGACUGAAAAGGGAAAGUUAAAAUCAGGAAGAAAGACAGUACAGACAUCUUGUUUUCUCUGCACAAGCUGACAGCAGUACAGAGGGAAUUUUAUUGUCUAAGUGUGAAAGGAAGCAGGAAGAAGUAUCAAGGACUAUGGGAAGUGCAGUAAGAACUAAAUCUAAAUACAGGUUCUGUGUUGGCUACACAAGUACACAGAACCAUGCUGAUUAAUUACAAAAAGACACAUGAUAUAGUUCAUAAAGAAAGAAACCCUCCAUUUCUUAGUUCUGAGCUGUACCAGUGAUAAAUAUGUAAAUGGUUUUGGAGCACCCUAUGAGUGCUAGAGUAGAAUACUGAUGUGCAUGGAAGGGGACCCUCUGGUCCCACUAGCACCAUCUCAACCCUGACCUUGAGCAAAACUCUGCUCUGCAGAGAUUACAGGGGAUUUAGUAGCCUUCUUGGCCUAAGUUGAGUUGCUCUUAAGCAGACAGAGCCAGGGCACACUCUGAAGGAGAGUGGCUGUGAUAUAAGUAAACACCUGCUCAGGAAACAGACAAAAAUAUUAAAUUCCCUAAGGAGUUCAGCUUGGUUGUAGAGAGCUCUGCUCUGGCAGAGCAAAAACCAAGCAAGAAUAGCACUUGCUUUCUUAGGUUAUAAACUCUCUAAUGCACAUCUUGCAGGAUAACAGUGCAAGACCACUGGAAUUCAUGGUGUUACUUCAGCAAGACUCACACACAAAAUAUGCAUGGGAGAUGGGGCACAUCCUGCUUAUAUCUAGCUCCUAAUCAUCAGGACCACUUGAAAUACUUUACUUAAAAGUAGUAAAUGGCUAAAGCAGCCACCUGAAGGAAUUAGCCAGAACCACUGAAGCAGAGAUAAACCCAUCUAAUCCAGACUCUUCCCUUUUAGCAACAGAGGAUGCUUCUGUUCAUUAUGGUUUCUUAAACACUGCAAGUUUAAAGACAGUCAUGUUUCAGUGUAUGCAACACUGCAUGUGAGCCUGCCCUCAGGGGUAGGCACCUGAUUAAGGCUUUUAUCUGAAAUGCUUUAAAAAAAAAAAAAAAAAAAUUCACCUUAAGUAGAUCUGAUAACAGCAAUAUAGCUACUGUAUAAACACAAACUACCUCUUAGCCACAGUUCUGGAGUCAUUUAUUCUGGCAGGGAUCCAAACAUACUAUGUACUGACCCCAUACAGUGGCACACAGGUAAGAGUCAUCUGAAUAAAAGCACUCCACUGCCCAGCUAAAACACUUGCUAAUAUACCUUAAGUUCCUAAAGACUCACUUAGCUUAUCAGGGUUUAAAAAACAAACAAACAAACCCCCCCCCAAAAAACUUGUGUCACAGAUUGCUAAAGACCUGAUCCCACUUCUUAGUACAUGAUGUUUAUAUUAGAGUGACAUCAUAGAAGAAAGUUCUUGGUUUUGCUCACUAAUGCAGGCAUCCAUUUAAAAAAGACUCGAUUGCCCCUGUGUCAGAGGACUUGUCUACAUAAAAGUAUAAGGAGAAACUCUUAAUUCAAGGUUUGAAUCACAUUUAAAAUAGUUUUUGCUAGCACUAGGCCAACAUUUGCUCAAGUAAAGCCUUUCUAACCUCACCUAGACUGGGCGCACAACACAGGCAGUGUCUAUCCAUUCUCCAUGUAUGGAGGCAGUUCCCUUCCAUAGCAUUCAGAAGGACUUGGACUCCAGAACAGACAUCAGAUGAGACCUAUUGAACAGUGAAAUUUACACCCCAGAGCUAUUUGAACUAUCACAUCAAUAUUUAACAUUAAAUACUUCAUUAAAAGGAAUCUUUCAGAACCAUCUUUUUUUGCUCUGCAGAUGCUAAGGUGUAUGGGUUAAACCCUAUUUUUUCACUUCCAUUCAUUAUCUGUCAUGCUAAAGAACGGAAAAGUGAAGAAGAGUCAUCUUCAGACUUUUUCUUAGGUUAUGAGGCAGACAGACCAGAAACUAGAUCAGCUGAUUGAGGGAGGAAAGUGGAAUUGCAAAAGCAGGGUUAAUCCUUCAUUGUACCCUCAAGUUACUUAGGGCAUAAAACUAGACUACACAAAUCUUCUGUGUCAAGUUUGGGAUUUGGGGGUGCCCUUUUGUUUAUCAUCUCAGCAAGGAACCUAAGCUUUAUACUGAAGCGAUUCAUCUUGCUAUGGAGAUAGAGUGGACAAGGACAAGAAGGGGAAAAUUGUUAGGACAUUUUCUAUUUCUUUGCACCAGCCACUAAACUGGUGAUACAGAAACAGCAAGGGGCAGGAGAUUUACCACCCAAAGAAACACAGCAGAAGGCUUGAAACAGUAACCCUAGUAGAUGCCUCAGUGUUUGGUCCUGUGUCCAUCUUGAGAAGUCAAUGUUAGAUACAUAAGAAUUGAAAGACUCCUCACAUACACAGUUAUGCAACUAAAUCUUGAAAGAGGAUAUUCUUGUCUGGCUCCAGCUAGCAAGUGCUCUGAAGGAUGAGGAUUAAGAGACCUUGAACUCUACCUGUCACUCGUUCCUUAAACAUCCACUUCCUUUGAUUUUCUAAACUAUUGGCCUCAGUUACAUCCUGCAGGAAAGUGCUUAAUUACUGGGUCAAACAAAGCAUUUUGUUUUAAGCCAUUCUGCCCUGGUGAUCUAACACUGCUGAGCAUCCUUUUGCCCUGCUCUCAAGAAAGCAUCAUUAGCAUGCAGCUGACCCUUCUCUCGCCCCUUCUUUUUUUAAGUCUUCUCCUCCCUCCUUUCCAUCUAAAAAGGCUCACGUCUAUCCAGCUAUUGAAUGUGCUCUGUAUGAAGCUACUAAUUAUUCUCAAGAGCUUUCCAAUCACUCUGAGUUAACUAACCAACAAAAAAAUGGUAUAUGUCCUAGUUUUAUCUAAGUGGGUAUUAAAGUGGAUGAAAUUCAGAAAAAUACUGUAAUAAAACCUAACAUUCAGUCUC
Molecule: messenger RNA, 6944 nt
Organism: Dromaius novaehollandiae (emu)
Lineage: Eukaryota; Metazoa; Chordata; Aves; Casuariiformes; Dromaiidae
Gene: ANGEL1
Product: angel homolog 1
Exons: 11
Coding region: 68-2209 (713 amino acids)
Molecular function (GO): 3'-5'-RNA exonuclease activity
Source: RefSeq, a predicted model, not a curated record